AUGAAUUCAACGGAAAACUCGGUGACUGAAGAAGAGAUUGCAUACACAGCUAUUCUCGGUACAAUUGUAUAUAUCGGUGGUUUUAUUGGAAAUAUUCUAUCUCUAACAAUAUUUGUUCGGGAAGAAAUACGACGCGUUUCUACAGGUUUACUUUUCCUAUUCUUAACUAUAUCAAACAGUUUUCAAUUAUUAACUUUAACCAUCGAAUUUAUUGAUGUUGCCUAUAACUUUCGUCUAUUUGCCUGCGUUGUCAUUCGAUGUCGUAUUCUAUAUUGGUUUCAGAAUAUAUUCCGUGCGUUGAGUUCAUACACUGCUUGUACAAUAAGUUGCGAUCGAAUGUUUCGUGCACUCUAUCCAAUUCGAGCUAAACAAAUAUGUACAUGCCGGAUAGCAUGGCGAAUCGUUUUCAUCUAUUAUCUCGUGUUUACAUGUUCACUUACAUUUUAUUUACUUCCGUUCAUACAAGAAAAUUCCGAUGGAAUUUGUAUCACAUCAUCCGACCCGACUUACGACAAGUUUCUAUCUGUAAUUUGGCCACCGAUGCGUACUAUUGUUGUCUGUGUUCUCCCGGUUUCGAUCAUGAUCAGUACGAAUAUUUUCCUUUGGCGCCGAGUACGCGAAUCGAGACGUCGCACAUCACCACUGUCUUCACAUACGGACAGAAUGCUCAUCUUCAUAACAAUAUCUAAUGUUUUAGCGUUUAUUAUUACUCAAAUUCCAUUUCAUGUUUACGCGACCAUUGUUCGAUAUAAACAAUCAAUCAAGCAUAUGCGCACACCGAUGCUACUAUGGAGUAGUCUAUACUUUGGGAUUGGAUUUUAUAUUUACUCUUUAACUUCGCCGUAUUUUCGUUCAAAGUUUCUCUUAACUGUACGUUACUGUUUUAAAAGGCACAACUCGAAUCGAAUCCAUCAACAAACACAUCAAUACACCAUAUCACAACGGAAUCAAUCGAAAAGAUGA
This is a messenger RNA of Adineta ricciae, 963 nucleotides long. NCBI's taxonomy places the organism in Eukaryota, Metazoa, Rotifera, Eurotatoria, Adinetida, Adinetidae. The record is from the annotation of a GenBank genome assembly.